Molecule: messenger RNA, 3913 nt
Organism: Lepisosteus oculatus (spotted gar)
Lineage: Eukaryota; Metazoa; Chordata; Actinopteri; Semionotiformes; Lepisosteidae
Gene: cry4
Product: cryptochrome circadian regulator 4
Biological process (GO): entrainment of circadian clock by photoperiod; circadian regulation of gene expression
Cellular component (GO): nucleus; cytoplasm
Molecular function (GO): deoxyribodipyrimidine photo-lyase activity; FAD binding; DNA binding
Source: RefSeq, a predicted model, not a curated record
ACACACUGAUGAGGCGGGGGAUACUGUUAAAGACACUUCAAAACUAGUACAAUCUGACACUCCAUUCCCUGUGACUCUACCGAGACGAAAGGAAUUCGAGGGGUUCUUAUUUAUGCCAGCAUCAUUAGCUGUGGCCCAUGUCUUGUAAAGGUACGUUAGGGGAGCCCAGGUGGCACCUGACUUCCCCACAGUGAGAAAUGCGUCUCACCUGGAAACGGAGAAACUUGCGCCCUGCCUGGAGCCUCACUGUCGAGCUGGGAGACCGGAUGAGCCAGUGGUGUACGGUUCGCAGCUGGGAUAUUGAAUUAUUAUUCCGUUUUGGGAUUGUAUUCAGCAGCCCAAGAGGACUCGAAGGGGUGUGAAAGAAUACGAGAGGACGUUGAUUUUAAAAAAGAAGAUUAUUUUUAUUUUACAUUUGGAACUAUGCAAAACAAGAAGUCUUAUAUUUAGCUACAGAAUUAAGAACUAAAGUAUUUGUGUUUAUCUGCAUCUGGCUGCACUGGGGUGGGGUCAAAGUGACAUCAUAAUGACUCACAGGACCAUCCACCUCUUCCGGAAGGGCCUGCGUCUCCAUGACAACCCCACGCUGCUGGGGGCCCUGGAGUCCUCGGCGGUGCUGUACCCUGUGUUCAUCCUGGACCGCGCAUUCAUGGAAGAGGCGAUGGCGCGCGGCGUCCUGCGCUGGCGCUUCAUCCUGCAGAGCCUGCAGGACCUGCAGCGCAGCCUGGCCGCCUUGGGCUCGCGGCUGUACGUGGUGGAGGGCCGCUACGAUCAGGUUCUGCGGGAGAAGGUCCGUCAGUGGGGAAUCACCCAGGUCACCUUCGACACUGAGGUGGAACCCUUUUUCACCCGCCUGGACGACGACAUCCGAGCUCUGGGCCAGGAGAUGGGCUUCAGUGUCCAGUCCUGUGUGGCACAUACCCUCUACGAUGUCCAGAGGAUCAUCAAAGCGAACGGAGGGGAGGCUCCUUUGACGUACAAGAAGUUUCUGCAUGUGCUCGCCCUCCUGGGAGCCCCCGAGACGCCCGCACGGAGGAUCACACGCGAGGACUUUCGUCAGUGCAGGACCCCCACAGAAGAAGAGAGCGAGGAGAAAUACAGAGUGCCUAGCCUGGAGGAUCUUGGGAUAGUGGUGGAGUCCGAGGCCCUGUGGGUUGGUGGGGAGACGGAAGGUCUGCAGCGACUGGAGCAGCACAUGCAAAACCAGGGAUGGAUAGAGAAUUUCACCAAACCUCGGACAAUCCCGAAUUCCCUGUUGCCGAGCACAACUGGGCUCAGUCCAUACUUCAGCCUUGGCUGUCUGUCUGUCCGCAUGUUCUACCACAGAUUGUCUAAUAUUUAUGCGCAGUCCAAGAACCACUCCCUGCCGCCAGUGUCGCUGCAGGGCCAGGUUCUGUGGAGGGAGUUCUUCUACACUGUGGCUGCAGCCACCCCCAACUUCACCAGGAUGGCCGGGAAUCCCAUCUGCCUGCAGAUAGACUGGUACAAGGACCAGGAGGCCCUGGACAGAUGGAAGACAGCCCGGACCGGUUUCCCCUGGAUCGACGCCAUCAUGACCCAGCUCAGGCAGGAGGGCUGGAUUCACCACCUGGCCCGGCACGCGGUGGCCUGCUUCCUGACCCGGGGGGACCUGUGGAUCAGCUGGGAGGAGGGCAUGAAGGUGUUUGAAGAGCACCUGCUGGACGCCGACUACAGUGUGAAUGCAGGGAACUGGAUGUGGCUCUCAGCCAGUGCCUUCUUCCACCAGUACACCCGGAUCUUCUGUCCGGUCCGUUUUGGCAGGAGGACCGACCCCGAGGGGCACUAUCUCAGGAAGUACUUGCCCGUGCUGAAGAACUUCCCUUCGCAGUACAUCUAUGAGCCCUGGACUGCCCCCCAGCAAGUGCAGCUGGAGGCUGGCUGCAUCAUCGGUAAGGACUAUCCUCUGCCCAUGGUGAACCACAGGGAGGUGAGCGAGAGCAACCUAGCGCUGAUGCGAGAAGUGCGCCGCGAGCAGGAGAAAACCGCACAGCUCACCAGAGAUACGGCAGACGACCCCAUGGAGGUCGGAAAGAAGCGGGCUUGCCAGAGGGAGGCGGAGACGGACCGGUCGGAUGCCUUCCUGGAGAAACCGGAGAGAGCCAAGCGUUUCAGCCACGCUGAGGGAGAGGCCAAGGCCCUGGCCUGCAGCUGGCCAAGCGAGACCCUCAGGCUGCCAGCCCUGGGCAGGGAGGUCAUGUGAUCACAGGGCCGCCCGCCAGUCCACUGGGGGCGGGGGUCCUGUGUGCACAAGGGAUGGACCCCCCCCCCCCGACUCCAGGACCUCACAUGCUCGUUGAGUCAUCCUGCCACUGUGAAUCUUCCCAUCAGGCAAGGGGGAAGGAGGACAGAAAGAGCGGAGUAGACAGUCAUUAUAAACUGUGCACUUCGCCCUUUUCAUAAUCCAGAAGUUGAGAAUCGGAAGACAUAGAAAUGGGUGCUCAAGCUGGAGAAGGAUGUUGUAAGAUGCAGGAGUGCCUGGCGCAAAGUCAGGUCACAUUCUCAUGUACGUGAGCAUGGAUUAGCUUCCCUCGAGGUCUCGUCUUCUUUGGUGUGAACCUUUUUGGUACGCACGUACAUGUCUAUUAAUUGUAUAUACUGAUGCACAAAAGAAAUGCAACACUCAGGUUUAAUGGAUUCAACCAGUUAUGGAAUGGAUCAAAUAUUUUACCAAAACCAAUCUCAAUAUGGAAAUAAGCGCAGGUCAGUUUUCAACAUGAAAUGUGAGACAAUGUCAAAAUGAAAAACAUUUCAGAGUUGGUAUAGGGUAUAAUCUCCCUGGAAAUAGAAACAGUCCUGGUAGCAUUAGUGCACGGAUGUAAGCAGGCUCCGGACACACUGAUGUGGGAUCUUACACCUCUUCCAAGUGUAAGUUGGCAAAGGCUGGCUGGUUGCAGUAGGUGUGAAGACUACAACAGCCAGCAGAAUUCUUGCCAUAACCUCUGUUGUCUUCUGUCUGCUCUGUUAAGGAUAAAAUGGUAUACAGGGGAAAUAAAAUACUGUACUUUCUCUUGCCACCUCAGCUGUUCUCUGGCCCACAGGAAACAAAGUACAUUGUUAGCUCUAAAUGUUAAACAUUGAAUGUCCUCCCAUGCAGAGCAUUUUCAUGCAGGCAGUGAGGCAGUAAUUCUGGCAGAGUUACAAUCAAGUCCGUUCUGUCAGGCAUCUGCUCUAAACGAGCAGCUUUCAAUUCAAGCUUCAAGUCUGUCCUAUGCACGUUCAGUUUCUCAGCUUAGAGGAAGUGCAACAGAAACUAUGCAGCAGUUUUUCAAGUUUUCAGACAUUCUUUAUUUGCAGAACAGGUGAUGUGUACCACCUGUACAGAGGUCCCUGUCCCUGUACACCAGCAGACUCAGGAAGGUGGCAACAGGAUACGGACAUUCACCAAGGCAAAACAAAAUGCUUCCACUUACAACAGGUGUGCUGAAAAAUGCCCACCUUUCAAAAAAAAAAAAAGUGAUCUACGCAACCAGAGUCUCCAGGCCUGGUUCUGGAGUGCCCCAAUCCAGGUAGUCUCCUAUGUCACCUGAGAUGAAAUCGAUCUUUAACAUAUCAAAACCAAACAGGUAAUCUGUUCAUUUAAGAGAACACUGGUCCUUGAAGGCCGACGUUCUUAAAUUUUAGUCCUAAAUUCUGUUUUAUUAAAUCGCCUUCAUAAUUGACAACAAUGGACUUGUUCUAUAUCUUCAGAAAUUGGUGAUUUAAUAGUGACAUUCAGAACCUAUUGGACUGGGGGCUUUCCAUGACCAGAGCUGCCAUUGAGGUUGAGUGAUAUCCUCAUGGCUGAUGGCUGGAGUCUUUCUGUAAAUUGGCCAUUUUUUCCAUAUUCAGUGUUUUUGUUAUUGAUAAGCUUUUGUACAUUCUUGAAUUACACUAAUAAAAUAUAUCAAUUCAA